AUGAUAAUAUAUUUGUUAAUAUCAUACUAAUAGGAACAAUAAUCUACUGAGAACUUUGAUAACAAAGAAAAAAUCCUUGGAAUGCUAUUCUUGUGUGGGUUUACUUUUAUGUUCUUGGUAUUUUACUUUUUCCCAGAACUAUCUCCAGAAAAGCUCAUAAGGUUUCCAAGAGGAGCAGACGAUUUGAGAUUGAUAAACUCAGUAAUUUAAAAGCUCACUUAAAAUCACUUUUACCACGUCACUCUGGCAUUUUGCUCACUCUACGUGUUGUAAGUUUACAUUUACUUGGCGUGUCUGAUUCAUUCCUUUAUUAGUUUGCAAACUUUUGCAAUUCCAGGCCCAAUAUUCUUGAGUGUUUUAUCUGGGGCUAUUUUUGGAGGAGUUCCUGGCUUCCUAAUGGUAUGUUUAUGCGCAACUUCUGGAGCUUCACUCUGCUAUACUUUAUCUUGGUUACUUGGAAGAAACUUAGUGAAGAGAUUUUUCAAUCAGAGACUAAUUUAAAUGCAAGCAUAGCUUGAAAAGCAAAAAGAUAACCUUAUCUUCUAUCUUCUGUUCUUAAGAAUUACUCCAAUAGUGCCUAACUUUUUCAUUAACAUCUCUUCACCUAUUUUAAAUGUACCCUUGUCUAAGUUCUUUAUUGCUACUUUAUUUGGCUUGAUGCCAAUGAACAUCAUUCAUGUUAAAACAGGUAUGAUGCUCAACGAUAUUUAAUAAGUAGGAGCUGAUUUCAAGGAUUCCUUUCCUUACUACCCACUCUCUUCAAGAAAAAGUUAGAAGAAAAAUAUGCUUGAUUUUAAGGGAAAAGUUAAAACAUUCAAAUAGAAGUUUAGUUAAUCUCAAUCUUAUUAAUUGUAUUUUAAUUAAUUCUAAAUAAUAAUUAUAAAAAAUUAAAUGUCAGUGAGACCAAUUACAUACGGAGAAGACACUAAAGCAACUGGCCACCCAUUCGUCAAUAUUGGUGCUGUUUUCGGAGGUCUUCAAGGAUUACUAUACUUCUUGCACGUCUAGAGAAUCCCAUUCAGAUCAAACUGGUUUGCUCAGCCUAGAUCAUUUGCAGCUUUCGCUAUUCUUGCUGGAGGUGGAUAUCUUGCAGGGGGUAUUGGUGCAUUACUAUUUUUCACAGAUCGUGAGCUUUUGAGAUUGAAGAUCUCACAUAACAGAGAUGAAUUAAACAUGAUUGAGUCUCAACUCACCCCUCUUAAAUGA
Molecule: messenger RNA, 1206 nt
Organism: Stylonychia lemnae
Lineage: Eukaryota; Ciliophora; Spirotrichea; Sporadotrichida; Oxytrichidae
Source: the annotation of a GenBank genome assembly